AAGCACACGGUGCGCGUUUUAUCUUGUACAUCCCACGUGAACAAUUCAAGAUGGCAUCAAAAUUCAGAGUCGGCGAUCUUGUAUGGGCGAAAAUGAAGGGCUUUCCUGCAUGGCCGGGGAAGGUGAUAGAGCCAAAGCCCGAAGUGAAGAGACCAAGCAAUAAGAAACCAAUGCAUUUUAUCUUCUUUUAUGGGUCUGAGAAUUAUGCGUGGGUGUUUGAGGAAAAUACUUUCCUGUAUGCAACUAACAAAGAUAAGUUCAUGCCUGCCUCUCGCAUUCCCAAGGGGUUUAAGGAAGCUGUGGAAGCCAUUGAUGAGGCACUGGAAGCUAUGCCUACUCAGAUGAAAAAUAGGCAGAAUGAUUUGCCCUCAAUUGAUGAAGAACUUGCUACAAUUUUUCCUGAAAGACCAGAAGCAACAAAGAGUGCUCACAGAGAUUAUACAAGAGAACCACUGACAGGGAAAACUAAGAAAAUGAAAAGAAAAAGACUUUUCAAAAAUCAUGAGCGAAGAUCACCAUCCCCAGUGUUGGUGGAUGGGGAAGAACCUCCAGUUGAAACAGCUGCUGAUGAUGCAGAGACCCCAGAGGGAGCCACUGAGCAGAAGAUGCCUCGGGUGAGAAAACCAACACAAAAGUUUGCUGAGAGUGUAGAGUCAGGAGAAAUGACAGCCAAGAAUGCAACUGCAAGAAAGAAGAAUGAGCUGGUGAAGAAGGCCAUAAAACAUGCCACAGCCUCACAGUCAGGACCCAGUCCAAAGAAGAUCAAAUUAGGAACUCCCAGGAAGAGUCCCAAGAAACCAAGGAUGCCUUCAGUCCGCAUCCCCUCAGAACUGACAACCAGAAAGCCACAGAAAAAUAUCAUUCCAACUCCAUGUAAGAUCGGAUUCCUGGGUCUGGGCAUUAUGGGUAGCGGGAUGGUGCGAAAUCUUCUGAAAUCAGGUCAUGAGGUCACAGUAUGGAACAGAACGAUAGAAAAGUGUAAAGAUUUUGCAGCCUUGGGUGCCUUGCCUGGAGAGACGCCGUGCGAUGUUGUGCAAUCCUGUGACAUUAUUUUUUCAUCUGUAGCCAAUCCUGCAGCUUUAAAAGAUCUUGUCUUUGGCAACUGUGGGGUGCUUCAAGGUAUAUCACCAGGGAAAAGUUUUGUGGAUAUGUCUUCAGUGGACGUAGAAACCAUAACAGAUAUCAAUGAGGCAAUAACAAUGAGAAAUGGCAGGUUUCUGGAAGCGCCAGUAUUUGGUAGCAAGGAGGCAUCUGAGGACGGACAGCUUGUGGUUUUAGCUGCAGGAGACAGGGAUCUCUAUGAUGAUUGUUUAUCUUGUUUUGAAGCUAUUGGAAGAAAAACAUACUACUUAGGUGAAAUUGGCAAUGGUGCCCGGAUGCGUCUGGUCCUCAGUAUGGUUCUGGGCACUGUAAUAGCUGGUUUGUCCGAAGGCAUGGCUCUGGCAGGGAAAGUGGGUCUGCACCAAGAAGACCUCCUAGAAAUCCUAAGUCUUAGUUCCCUCAACUGCUCACUGUUCAGAAGUAAAGGUUAUGCUAUGAUGGAGAAUUCCUAUAACCCAAGAGCUCUUCUCCAAAACCAGCAAAAGGACAUGCGACUCUCCCUAAACCUAGGAGACGAGGUGGACCAGCCCCUAGCAGUGGCAGCUGCAGCCAACGAGAUGUACAAGAAAGCCAAAGCAAGAGGUUAUGGAACAAGUGAUGUGGCAGCAGUGUUCAGAGCAGCAGAUAUAUGAGGGAAACCCCCAAACUUCCAUUCUCACUUUCUUUUUCAAUGUUCUGGACAUGUUAUACAUGAUUGGACUUGUCUGAUGCCUGGCCUGACUAAUAAUAGAGGAUGUAGACGAGUUUUAUGUUCUACCAGUAAAAGUAUCUGGAUAGAUGGAGCCAGUGGUAUCUAGAUCUGGUUUUAUAGACUUUGUAAAAGCUGCUGCAACAGUUGUGUUUUGCCUGGCUGAUCAAAUAAGGUGGGGGGGGGGGGGGGGGUAGACUUGGUUUCGUGAUAUUCAGAAAAGAGCAGGUAUAAUGGUAACAGUGUUGUAGACCAGUUUUGUUAUGGCUGGCUGAGAGUAUUAUUAUAAGUUAGAAAAAUUAUAGUAGCAUUUCUCUCUCCAUUUCAUCUCGGUAUGGCAGAUGUAUAGUGUGGACAAAUCCAGCUUUAGGCUGAGCAUACACCACUGCAGGGAUGAGAUUUUUCCGACUAUAGGCGGAGUUCCUUCUUUUUGGAAGCCAAAAAUAUCACAAAAAUAUUCCGCCACAUCAUAUUUUCCAACUUUUUCAUCCUUGCCCUUGUCUUCAUCAGAUUUUGUUACUGAACAGUCAAAAUUGAUUAAAAGUUAAGCUCUUAUUGGUUCUCAUAUGUCAUUUGACUGACUUAGUUCCACAAAUCCCAUAAUAUUCUUGGUAAAGGAUAUGGAGGAUUCUGUUGACUAGAGCAGACUGAAAAAACCAUCAAUGAAAUAUUUUAUUUUGAUUCUGAAUCCUAUCUGAAUAUGGUGAGUAGAGAAGUGUUAAAUGUGAAAAUAUUUCAAGUAGCUGGUAUAAGUCCAUGAUGAAUCCUGAGCAAUUAAUAUAGUAAUUUUUAAACAAGCUUAAUGUUUGCUAAACGUAUCUGAACUACAUGAAAAUGGACUGCAUUAUUUGAAGGCGGUGAGUCAAUUUCUAAUGGGUCACAAGCUAAGUUUUCAUGAAUACUUUUUAAUAAUUGCUCCCUUAUUGUUAUUAUUCUGAUAUAAGUCAAACCAAUUCUGUUAUUUUUUUAUUAUUUUUUCUGUAAGAAUCACGUAGGAAGGUUUGGUCUCAGUCAGAUCACAUUUUAUGGAUAUUUUAACUAUGAACUAACAGAUGGAUUCAGCAUUUUUAUCAAUAAGAAGUAUAUUAUACUAUUUUUAUGUUGUACAGUAGGAGACAUUUUAGUAAUGAAUUGUUAUGUUUGUGUAUAGAACACCAGUUGAGAAGACUAAAUAGCCCUGACAGUUAUACUGAGAAAUAAAUACCAAUUUAUAAGUAUAAAAUAUUCCCUGAAGUUAGGGAUGAUGAAUAACUGUACUGAUGUAUUAUGUAAAUAUUAGUUAAGUGUAACACAAACUUUAAGGCAUGCUUCCUGUAGAUUUAGAGUCAGUACCUCUAAAUAAAUCUUGCACAAAAAAUGAAACUGUCAGUUUAUUGCAGUCAAGUAUUAUAA
Messenger RNA from Lingula anatina, 3181 nucleotides. RefSeq lists its product as uncharacterized. Gene Ontology annotation, biological process: transcription elongation-coupled chromatin remodeling. NCBI's taxonomy places the organism in Eukaryota, Metazoa, Brachiopoda, Lingulata, Lingulida, Lingulidae. Gene Ontology annotation, cellular component: chromatin. Gene Ontology annotation, molecular function: DNA binding; nucleosome binding; NADP binding. The record is from RefSeq and is a predicted model, not a curated record.